This is a messenger RNA of Drosophila hydei, 2422 nucleotides long. Its product is annotated as pseudouridine-metabolizing bifunctional protein C1861.05. Gene Ontology annotation, molecular function: kinase activity; pseudouridylate synthase activity. The record is from RefSeq and is a predicted model, not a curated record. Lineage: Eukaryota; Metazoa; Arthropoda; Insecta; Diptera; Drosophilidae. The transcript has a single exon. Bases 193 to 2265 code for a protein of 690 amino acids.
AAUUUAAUACUAGUUUUAAGUGCUGUAUAGUGUAUAAGUAGUAAAUGCCCGCCAGUUAAAUCCACUUGUGAUAACCACAUGUAAUUAUAUUAGAACAGAAGAUAUUUUUUUGUUUAAGAGGGCUCAGCAUGAUUGCAAAAUCAGCAUAAACCAGAACUAUAAUUCGUAUUUAAGGUCAGUUUAUUGCUACCAAUGAGUCGAUGUUCCUCCCGCUUCAUUCGUGCGCUAAGCCGCACAUUUUCCACCAAACAGCAAAUAGUUGUGCAUCCAGAUGUGCGACAUGCGCUGGAACAGAGGCAGCCUGUCGUGGCGUUGGAGUCGACAAUUAUAACGCACGGUAUGCCAGUGCCUGAGAAUGUGGAAACUGCCCUGCUUGUUGAGCAGGAGGUGCGUAAGAAUGGAGCUAUCCCAGCUACCAUUGGCAUAAUUGAUGGGCGCAUCACGGUAGGAUUAACGCACGAGGAACUUGUGGAACUGGCACGAAAGCCGCGUGAACAGGUUAUCAAGUGCUCACGUCGCGAUCUACCCUACGUAUUGACAAUGGGUCAGAGUGGUGGCACCACUGUGGCGGCCACCAUGAUUGUGGCUCAUCGUGUUGGCAUUCCUAUCUUUGCCACCGGCGGCAUUGGUGGAGUGCAUCGUGAGGGUCAUAUCACACUGGAUGUGUCCGCCGAUCUCGUCGAGCUAGGACGAACGCCGGUUGCUGUCAUUUGCAGCGGAGUCAAAUCCAUAUUGGAUAUACCGCGAACUCUCGAGUAUUUGGAGACACAGGGCGUCUGCGUGGCAACCUAUGCAAGUGAGGGCGGAGUGUUUCCCGAUUUCUAUACGCGCGACAGCGGUUGUAAGGUUCCCUACAAUCUGCCCACCGCGGAGCAAGCUGCUCAACUACUGCGUGCCUGGCAACAGCUCAAUCUACAGUCGGGCGUACUCAUAGGCGUUCCUAUUCCUGCGGAAUAUGCUGCCGAGAAGUUAGCCAUAGAUGCGGCUAUUAAGGAAGCCAAUGCUGAAGCGAUGGCACAAGGUAUUUCGGGAAAGGAGGUCACACCCUUUCUGUUGGCGCACAUCGCACGCCUUACCAAAGGACGCAGCCUGCAGGCAAACAUAGCGCUGAUUCGAAACAAUGCCUCGGUGGCUGCACAAAUUGCCUGCAAUCUGGCAAAAGAUCGAAGCUCAACUCCAGUUAGAAAAAGUUCCACAAAGAAACCUUUAGUUGUAGGCGCUUCCAUACUCGAUUUGUCCUUCAAGAUUACUGAAAAGCGACAGUUGCAUUUGGAUGGAGCCACCUACUCAGGUGUGGCCAAGCAAGCCGCUGGCGGCGUUGGACGCAACAUAGCCGAGGGCAUCUACAAACUAUAUGGUGAUGUCAAUCUCAUCUCGGCUGUGGGCACCGAUCAGUUAGGACAAAUACUGCGUCAGCUGAUGCCAAAGACACUGCAAAAAGGGCUCAUUGCGGAUGAGAACCACGCCACAUCCCUAUGUUCGGUGGUGUUUGAUCAGUUAGGUGACUGCCAGCUAAUCCUGGGCGAUAUGGAGGUGCAUAACAGCAUUACGCCGGAGUUACUGACAGAACGCAGUGAGCUGUUUCGCGAUGCACCGAUAAUUGUGAUGGACAGCAACAUUUCAGAGCAGGCGAUGACCCGCACGCUGGAGCUAGCGCAGCGCUACCAAGUGCCCGUUUUCUUUGAGCCCACUGACAUGUUUAUAGCCGGCAAGCCGUUCAAGCUGCGUCCAGAGCUCACGCAGCACAUUCGAAUAACCAAGCCCAAUAUUCACGAGCUCAAGACAAUUGUGGAGACCAUCACGGGACAGUCCGUCAGCUGGAAACCCACUACGAAAGUGGAACGUGGAGAGCUCUUAAUGCAGGCCAAGCAGCUACUCAAGCAAAUUGAGUCACAUUUCAAUUGUAUCAUUGCCACUCUGGGGGAUCACGGUGUGGUGCUCAGCUUCCGCUCCGAUGCAGAAAACGAUGCGGGCAAGCUGCUUGCCCUCUCGCCCAGCUGCGAGCACAUCACGUAUUUCUACCCGGCACCAAAGCUGAACAACAUAGUCAAUGUUUCUGGUGCCGGCGACAGUUUUUGUGCCGCCUUUAUAACUGCGUUGCUUAGGUCACAUAACAUCGACGAGUGCAUGGCAGCUGGCUUUGUAUCUGCCGAGCGCGCUUUACUGUCAGAGUCGGCGGUGCCGUCCACCUAUUUUGAGAAUAACCAGGAAUUCGAGAACAGCCUUCAGCAUGUUUUCCAAACGCUGAAACGGCAAAACAUCUAAGCUAUGCUGACAGACGGAACGAAGAGUUGAACUCAGGGUUCUAACUUUAUUGUUUAAAUACAUGUAUAAGUAUAUAUCGAUGCUAUAUAUGUUAGCAUGUCAAUGGGCCCAUCUGCAAAAGUGACAAUAAAUGUGAUUAAUAUUAUUUUGAAAAUAA